CCCUUAUCGAGAAUGAUUCGUGGCAGUAUAGAUUUUAUGCCAUGACUUUCUCAUUUAAUUUCUGAUAACUUUUACCAAGCAAGGCUGUUUGCAGUAAUGACAUGAGCCUUUUCUGUAAACAUCACAUUGCAAUGAACGCUUUUCAUCAUUAUUUUAAGAAUCUUUCGCAAAGUAACAGCCUGCUUGAUUAGAUGUGCGCCGAGAAUGAUUUAUGCGUUUAUGGUGUAUGUUGAUGAUAAAAGGAGCACCUAUCAUUAUAUUUGCUGAGCGCUGAUAAAUUUACCAGGUCAAUCUUUAGCGGGAGACUAGGCCAUAAAGUGGUCCAAUUCAAAAGAGGAGAAACAUGAAUUCAACAUUUUCAAUGGAUACACCUAUUCCGACGAGACUAACCACCAUGGAAAAUUUGACAAAUUUGACAACCAUCUCGACGAGUCUAACCACCUUGGCGAAUUCCACAGCCUCCACGAUGAUUAAUUCAAGUAUUUCGACGAGUCCAAAAACCUUGUUGAAUUCCACAACCAUUUCGAUAAUGAAUUCAACCAUCUCGACUAUCAACUCGACGACCAACUUGAAUACAACGAGCAGUGUUGGUUUAUCAUCGUCUGUUCAAUACGUUCCACUUGAUUACCACGAGGCUCUUGACCUCGUGAACGCCUCUUUGCUGUGUGCCACGAGCAUCCAGAGAUUCGUUGAACCGAAUGACACGUGGUUCUUUAUCAGCAUUUUCCUCUACGUCACUCUUUCUCUGAUGUCAGGCCUAUACUCUGCCCUCACUACGAGCUUUUUCUCCUUGGAUCUGACCCGUCUGGAGCUCUGCAUCCGCCAGGGGUCCGCCAGGGAGCGCCUCUACGCCUACCGGGUCAUCCCCCUACUCAAGAGCCCUCACAUGCUCCUCGUCACCCUCAACAUCGGGAGCGUUGCCGCCAUCGUAUGCCUUCCCAUUCUCCUCAACUUCAUCGUCAGACCAGUGUUCUCCAUCCUCCUCUCCUCGUUUGUCGUCUUCUUCUUCAACAAAGUACUUCCUCAGGCGAUUGGUGAGAGGCAUGGCCUAGCUCUAGCUGGAAUCAUGACGUGGUUUGUUUAUCUCUCAAUGUUCCUGUUCUUCAUCGUGGCAUGGCCCGUUGCGUUUCUUCUUUCUAUCUUCCUGGGAACGAGAAAGGAGAGAUUCUACCAGAGAUCAGAACUCAUUGCUCUAAUGGAACUUCAGAUGACGUCACCAGACGCUGCGGCUGAGAAAAAGAAUUUGAGUCCGGAUGAGGUGCUCAUCAUAAAGGGCGCAUUGGAUGCGGGUAGGAAGGUUGCCAUGGAUGCAAUGAUACCACUGAAUGAGGUUCCUCCUCAGUUUCCAUUGGUGAACUUCUCUCACGUGACCGCCCGCAAAGACCAGAAUGCAAACACAUUCGGUGACCCGAAUACGACGAAUUUUUUCGAAGACGAGUUUGAGGAUCGAGGGGUAAUGUCAGACACGGACUCAGGGGGUCGCCAGCCCCUCCAUGCAGUCGCUUCAAACACACCCCUCUAUGAUAUCCUGGAUGAGAUGAAUAUCGGAUGCUAUCGUGUAGCGGCUGUGUAUGAUAAUGUGACUGGGGUUGUCAGGGGAAUUCUAACCCUGCAGAAUGUGUUGGAUGUAAUUCUUGGACAGAGUCGUUCGUCAAUUCGCCGAGACUCUAGAAAAAUGACAAUCAAGAAAAUGAAAUUGGUCCAGUCCCGACGCCAGCUCGCCAUUGAUCGACGCUUAUCCCUCCCUGAAGAUACUUUCAAAUAUGUGAAACUUCGACUUCCUGGAGAAAGCCCUUUGAUCUCUUGACAACAUCGCAGAUUAAUCUACACAUCAGGAACUGACAAGUGCCCAUUUGGAAUGACCACAGACUCAACGUUGAGGGCUUGUGCUGACAAUUACGUGUGGACGGUUCAAGAACUCAAUAAGUGUAUAAUGAAAAUAAUGCCCGUCAAAUGAUAAUGAACAAUUUAAUUUGAUUUGACUUUAUUUUACAUAUUUCACAAGUACAAUAAAAAAAAUAUGAAAACAAUAUCAGAAAACUCAUGAGAAUAGAAACCAGACAAGGCAUAACAAUUAAUUC
Lytechinus variegatus (green sea urchin) is the source of this 2081-nucleotide messenger RNA. RefSeq names its product DUF21 domain-containing protein At2g14520-like. NCBI's taxonomy places the organism in Eukaryota, Metazoa, Echinodermata, Echinoidea, Temnopleuroida, Toxopneustidae. The record is from RefSeq and is a predicted model, not a curated record. Gene Ontology annotation, biological process: magnesium ion homeostasis. The transcript is spliced from 9 exons. Gene Ontology annotation, cellular component: intracellular membrane-bounded organelle. The coding region runs from base 344 to 1807 and encodes 487 amino acids.